Molecule: messenger RNA, 2071 nt
Organism: Gloeophyllum trabeum ATCC 11539
Lineage: Eukaryota; Fungi; Basidiomycota; Agaricomycetes; Gloeophyllales; Gloeophyllaceae
Exons: 5
Coding region: 25-1878 (617 amino acids)
Source: RefSeq, a predicted model, not a curated record
GAACGGUGCCAGCGACUGUCGGCCAUGCAUCCCAACCACGAAGGCGCGAUGGGGAUGAACUACCACCAGCAGGGACCGAUGGACGCGGGUCUCAACUUCAAUCCUCUGGCGGCUCUGCAGUCUACGAACAUGUUUGCGCCGCAACAAAACGGAUUUCCGCCCUUAAUGAAUCCCUUUCCUCCGGCGCAUGGCCAGAAUAGCGGCCCUUCGAAUGGGCACUGGCCUCCUGCCCGUACAGAGUCUCCCAUGUCUAUGCAACAAUUCCCCCCUCACAUGCAACAGGCCCACUCCCGAAGUCAACAACAUCAACCACAUAUGCACCCGAAUGGGGCGCCAGGCUUGAAUGGCGCACACGGAGUUGGACCGAAUCCUUGGCUAUCUCAGUCCCAGGCACCCCCCGGCAUGAAUAUAGCAUCUCUGCUUCCCGUUAAUAAUAUCUUGACCGACGCAAUGAGGAUGAUGGUUCCGGUGGGAUCUUCCCCGGAUGACGAGAAGAUACUCAUAAGAGCAUUGCUGGACAGUUCGAGCAGGAACCAAACUUACCGGCAGGCUCUCGAUAGUCUCCACGGGGUCAACAAUCACGCCUCGAACCUUUGGAAAGACUACUAUCUCGAGCACAAACAUAGAAUUGACGACAUGAUAUUGCGUCGGCACUCGAAUUCAUCCCUACCGCCUGGUCCACCCAGGCAGAAUUCACAAUCCUCUGUCGGCGUUCCUCGCUUCCCGCCACCGCAGGUUCCUGCGGUAAAUAAUGCCACUGUAUCUCCUUCCGACCGUCGCCCCAUUCUCCCAUCUCCAUCAAGUGCGCCUCCGAAGCCGCCUCAGCUCAGAGCAUCCUCGUCACAAAGUGACGUUAAACCGGUAAUAAAAUCUGUUAAGAAGCCCACGUUCAGUCCUGCCCCUCCUUCUCGCAGAAUGUCUUCACAGCAGCGCGAGCGUGAGGGCUCCACUGUCUCCAGAGCCUCUUCUUCUCAGCGCAGGCGUAGCAGGACCAAGAAACCCGCUUCUACUUCGUCCUCGUCCAGUGCAUCGGUGGAGAAUAAGUCGUAUUCGUACACUUCAACUCGUUAUGUCUCGAGUUCUGCGAACCUGCCGAAUCUGUUCCCUAAUUACCAGGACAUCAAGGUUCCGGAACCGCCUUCUCGUUCUCCCUCGCCUCCGACAAACGUUAUCCCAGCGCCUGGCGGCAAGGGCAAUCGGUACACUCCUGAGGACAAGGCCUGGUUCCCAUUGAAGAUUGCUUGGGAGGUGAAACGUAACCCGCGAAUUACGAAGAAUGAGCUCCUGCAGAAGAUAGAAGAAAGGGCACCUCAUCAUAGCAUCCAAUCGUGGAGAGCUCACUGGCAUAACGAUCCGAUAGGUGACAAGAUACUCGCAACAGCUGCUGCGCAGCUCUCCAGUAGUGAGGGCGAAUCCGGCGACGAGGAUGCGGACGGUGAGGAUGACGACGAGGUUGCCGGAUCCGGGUCAGAAUUCGGAGCAAAUAAUUCCGGCAGUGACGACGAGGACGGAGAUAACUUGGAUGUGCCCACCGACGAAGACGUGAAGGAAAUGGGUGCUCCCGGCGAAUCCUACACGGACGCCGACAAGCGCGUCCUGGCUCGCUAUAUAGCGUCUUACGGCGAUACAUGGAAUAGCAUGACGCGGCAAGAGAAGUUCGGACCCUUCGUAGAGCGUCAUCCUGGGCGUAGCAUUGCCUCCUGGGCGGAGUAUUUCCGGCGGUCUGAGCGAGACGUGAUGCGCUGCGUGCGCAAGUAUCGCGAACGCAGUAAGAAGUCCCAAUCUGAGACCGCCACAGCAAAGCGUAGGGCGUCCGACAUGGAAGAUGGUGACGAUCAGCGUGGCGAUAAGCGAGCUCGUGAGGAUGCAGGGACUUGAUGAGCCUGCUGUGAGUGUUAGAUUGUUUGCUGGCCUGCAGCUCAUCGUUGUAGAUGAUGCCGGGAGAAAGGCCAGUACUGCUUGAGUGGCCGUUCUUUCUCUCACUUCUUGCGCUCUGUGGUAUUAUCGUGCUGUGAUAUGUUCUCGGUGUUCCAUUCUGUGGUAGUGUAUAUAUAUUGCUUUCUUGACCCCG